Manduca sexta (tobacco hornworm) is the source of this 1132-nucleotide messenger RNA. RefSeq names its product cyclin-dependent kinase 2 (gene Cdk2). Gene Ontology annotation, biological process: signal transduction; regulation of gene expression; regulation of G2/M transition of mitotic cell cycle. The coding region runs from base 124 to 1035 and encodes 303 amino acids. NCBI's taxonomy places the organism in Eukaryota, Metazoa, Arthropoda, Insecta, Lepidoptera, Sphingidae. Gene Ontology annotation, cellular component: cyclin-dependent protein kinase holoenzyme complex; cytoplasm; nucleus. Gene Ontology annotation, molecular function: cyclin binding; cyclin-dependent protein serine/threonine kinase activity; ATP binding. The transcript has 4 exons. The record is from RefSeq and is a predicted model, not a curated record.
CGAGUUUAUCAACAUUUUGACAGUUGAUAUUGUCACUGACAUUUUACACCUGUUGUGCACUCAUUUUUGUAAACAGUAAAAUCAUAAUUUGCUCAAAUGUUUUCAUAGUUUAGCUGCUCAUAAAUGGAUAAUUUUUCAACGGUUGAGAAGAUCGGAGAGGGAACAUAUGGUGUCGUAUACAAAGCGAAGGAUAAAUCCACCGGCAAUGAGAUAGCCCUCAAGAAAAUUAAACUAGAAAAUGAGCCUGAGGGUGUGCCGUCGACGGCGUUGCGCGAGAUCUCCGUGCUGCGGGAGCUGCGGCACCCAGCUGUGGUGCAGCUGCUGGAUGUGCUGCUAGCAGACAACAAACUGUUCCUUGUAUUUGAGUACCUGAACAUGGACCUCAAGCGCCUCAUGGAUCUCACCAAGGGACCACUACGUCUAGAUCUUGUCAAGAGUUACCUGCGGCAGCUAUUAGAAGGCGUGGCGUAUUGUCACGCACAGCGCGUUCUCCACCGUGACCUGAAGCCUCAAAACCUGCUUGUGGAUGACGAGGGCCACAUCAAACUAGCAGACUUUGGUCUGGCACGAGCUUUCGGCAUCCCCGUCCGCGCGUACACGCACGAGGUCGUCACGCUGUGGUACCGCGCGCCAGAGAUCCUGCUCGGAGCCAAGUUCUAUUCCACUGCCGUAGAUGUUUGGAGCCUCGCCUGUAUCUUUGCUGAGAUGGCCAGCGGACGCACUCUCUUUCCUGGUGACAGUGAAAUCGACCAGCUAUUCCGCGUGUUCCGCGCCCUGGGUACACCGGGGGGUGAAUUGUGGCCUGCGGCGAGACGCUUGCCCGAUUACCGCGCCGCGUUCCCACGCUGGCCAGCGCGCGCGGCCCGGACGUUGUUACCAGCGGGGCUUCGCGCGGAUGCUUCGGCGUGCGCGCUGUUUGAAGCGAUGCUGCGCUACGAGCCAGAAGAGCGAGUGCCGGCACGUGCAGCGUUGCACCACCCUUAUUUGGCAGAUGCCCGGCUCACUCCGCCCGAAUUGCCUUCGCGCCGAGUUUAAUUUGUUAUAUAUAGACUUUUCAAUAAUAGUGUGAAAUAUUGACACCCACUAAAGGAUGUAAGACCAGAGACCAGUGAAAUAGAUGAAUGCGAUGUUG